Molecule: messenger RNA, 4834 nt
Organism: Acanthochromis polyacanthus (spiny chromis)
Lineage: Eukaryota; Metazoa; Chordata; Actinopteri; Pomacentridae
Gene: dse
Product: dermatan sulfate epimerase
Exons: 6
Coding region: 264-3134 (956 amino acids)
Molecular function (GO): chondroitin-glucuronate 5-epimerase activity
Source: RefSeq, a predicted model, not a curated record
AAGCCUCUCUCCCCUGCUGCCCCUCCUCACUCGCCAGCAUGACGCUCUCUCUCCCUCCGCUCUCCCUCAUACCUCCCUCCGCUCUCUAACUUUCUUUCGCCUCUGAAAUAGCAAUAAAAAAAACACCGCUACGACCGCAUUUUCUUGACCCUUUCUAACAUCAUUGCGGAGGACAUGACCGCGGUGAGGACGACGAUCCCCCGGCGCCGCUUCUGACAGCUGAGUUCCUUCGGCAAUGCCACAGUCCAAUCUCUGAUGAGACGAUGAGAACGCACACCCGCGGGGCGCCCACAGUCUUCUUCAUAAGUCUGCUGUGGCCCCUGCUUGGCCCGGCGGCCGCGGUGGAUGUGGACCCCGGCGGAGGAAUCCCCUUCAUGGGAGGCAACUACGAUGGUCACCCCAUGCUGUACUUCAGUCGCGGCGACGUGGAGGAGCUGCAGUACGCCGCGGCAGGGACUCACCGGGAUAUGGCGAGGAGGAUCCGCGAGGCUGGGGAAGCCAUGCUGGAGCACCCAGAGGAGUAUCUGCCUCCCUGGAGCCCCGCUGAGUUCAGUGCCCGCUGGAACGAGGUUUAUGGGAACAACCUGGGAGUGCUGUCCAUGUUCUGUUUGCUGUACCCGCAUCGGGCCGGAGCCCUCGACCUGGCCAAAGACUACAUGGAGAGGAUGGCGGCUCAGCCUAGUUGGCUGGUCAAAGACGCCCCCUGGGAUGAAGUUCCUCUGGCACACUCUUUGGUCGGGUUUGCCACCGCUUAUGACUUCCUGUACGAGUAUUUGAACAAGGGCCAGCAGGAGCGCUUCCUGCAGGUGAUCGGCAACGCGUCACGCCUGAUGUACGAGAAGUCCUACGUCCGGGGCUGGGGUUUCCAGUACCUGCACAACCACCAGCCCACCAACUGUGUGGCUCUGCUCACAGGAAGUCUGGUUUACAUGACCCAAGGUUACCUUCAGGAGGCCUACCUGUGGACCAAGCAGGUCCUGUCCAUCAUGGAGAAGUUUAUGGUCCUUCUGCAGGAUGUGACAGACGGCUCCCUGUAUGAAGGAGUGGCCUACGGGACGUACACCACCCGUUCUCUAUUCCAGUACAUGUUCCUGGUGCAGCGCCACUUUGCCAUCGGCCACUUCGACCACCCCUGGCUCCUAAAACACUUUGCCUUCCUGUACAGGACCAUCCUGCCUGGAUUUCAGCGAACUGUAGCUAUUGCAGAUUCCAACUACAACUGGUUCUACGGACCAGAGAGCCAGCUGGUCUUCUUGGACCGGUACGUGUUGCGGAAUGGGAGUGGAAACUGGUUGGCAGACCUGAUUCAUCAAAACAGAGUGAUUGAAGGACCAGGGCAGGCUGGGAAAGGCCAGCGAUGGUGUACGCUCCACACAGAGUUCAUCUGGUAUGAUCCAGGCCUGAUCCCCAAACCCCCGUCAGAUUUUGGAACGUCGCAGCUCCACUACUUCGAGGACUGGGGCGUGGUCACAUAUGGCAGCACUCAACCUGCCAAAACCAACUGUACCUUUCUGUCCUUCAAGUCGGGGAAGCUCGGGGGACGCGCCAUCUUCGACAUCGUUCACAGGAACAAGUACAAGGAGUGGAUCAAAGGCUGGAGGAACUUUAACGCCGGCCACGAGCACCCCGAUCAGAACACUUUCACCUUUGCACCCAACGGCAUCCCGUUCAUCACUGAAGGACUGUACGGACCCAAGUACACUUUGUUGAACAAUGCGGUGUUGUUUGGCCCGACCUUCUCAGGGAGCUGCUUUAAGCCGUGGGCGGGACAAGUUACAGAAGCCUGCGACUCCAAGUGGCUGAAAUACAAGGUGGGGCUUGCAGCUGAUGCUCAGGGCAGAGUGGAAGCUGCUAUGGAGAGAGAGGGAAUGGUCUUCAUCCGAGGCGAGGGACAUUCCGCUUAUAAUCCAGAACUGAAAAUUAGGAACUUCCAGAGGAACCUGCUCCUUCUUCACCCGCAGCUCCUGCUCCUCGUGGACCACAUCCACCUGGAUCCAGACAGCCCAGUCAGGGCCAUGAGUGCCUUCUUUCACAACACGGAGCUGCCGUUUCAGAGCACAAAGAUAGAUGAUGUUCAUGGAGCGUUUGUGUCACAUAGGGAGGAUAAAUAUAAGAUGUUCUGGAUGGAUGACACCAGCUACAGUAGCAAAGGGGUGUUGGGUUACUGGAAUUACCCUCGAGGGUACCCCUAUAAUGGCUCUAACUAUGUGAACGUCACAAUGCCGUUGAGGUAUCCUCACACCAGGGUGGCGUACAUUUUCUUUGGACCUGGCGUGGACGUGCAGAGCUUCAGCCUGCGUAGCGAUGAUCAGAGGGUGGAUAUUUACCUGGCCACCAAGGACCACACCUACACCAUCUACCUGCUGACCGGAGAGGUCACCAGCAAGCCGCUGUUCUCCAUGGUGCUGCUUGACCACAAGAAAAUCGUGUUUGAGAAGUCAGCAGCUGUGGUAGACAGCUCGCCAGAGGAAGUGGAGGAAUACGUCAACGUGAUGGAGGACAACCUCCAGCACGUCAAGCCCGUCUUUCAGCAGAUGGAGAGGCACAUCCUGGGACGGGUUCUCAACACGGCCAGCUUCCGUAAGACUGCAGAGCGCCUCCUCCAGUUCUCCGACAAGAAGAAGACGGAGGAGGUCAUCGAGAAGAUGUUCGCCAUGUCCAAGAAACAGAGCAAAGGCAAAGGGGGGAAGAAAGUGAACCUCGGGGAAAAGCUUUCUGAGAAUCUGCCUGACAUUUUUGCACAGAUUGAGGUGAAUGAGAAGAAGGAGAGACAGAGGACUUCAAAGCGGACUUAUGAGGACAGUCCGGAGGAGGGGGACGCAGACUCGCGGGCCUUUAUGGAUUAUACAGAUGGCCGCAAGAAUAGAAAGGGCGGCUUUGUCAGGGGCCGCAAAUUCAAAGAGAUUCACAUGGUGGCCACAGCAGGGAGCGAGAGUCUCCCCAGCACAGCUUCCUACAUUAGACUGUUCCUCCUCCUGAACACUGCCACCUUCUUUUUACUGUUGGCUGUGCUACUGACUCGCUUUCAGAGGGGUCGGAGUCUGCACACUCAGAGAUGUUUCUACACCAUCCUCCUGAUCGACUGCUUCAUCCUACUAUACCUCUACUCCUCCUGCUCUCACAGUCAGUGCUAACAUCGUGAGCGUUGGAGAGGUCAUCCAUCUGCAGAUCAGUCACCUGCUGUUCAUGGUGAACUGAUUGUGCCUCACACCUCACUCUGAGCCAGGUCUUAUGACAGUAUCAGGGCCACUGUUUACAAAAAAUGUCUGGAGAUUUCAAGAACAAAAAGUUAGAAGAAUAAAGCUGUUGUUUUGUCAGACAAAAUAUUAUACUUUGAGAGUAAAUUUGUAAAUGUACAAGAGGAUAAAGUUGUAGUUGCACAAAAAAAAUCACUAUCUUAAGAGUGAAGUCAUAAUGUCAGGAGACUCCUUUAAAAAUACUUCAUCUACUUAUCUCAGAUGCAAAAUUAUGGGACACAAAUCGCAUCACUCCUCAGAUGCAAAUUAUAAUCUUAAAGUAUAAUAAUACGACUUAUAUUUUCGUAAUGUUGUGGCUUCUACAUUUUAAUAUAUCGAGUUUCAUCCUAUAUUAUUAUGAUUACCUAUCAUAAUAACUUUUAUUUCUUUAUUUUAUUACUCCUUAAUGAUGUAUUGAUCAGAUGAUAGUAUUUUAGUAAAUAAUGCACUGAUUUGAAACCUUUUUUGCCAAAAAAUAUGAUUGAGCUCAUUUAAAAAUAGUGUCGCCACGUAGUUUUUAAGCAGCUAAAUACCAACUUUACCACCAACUAAAAACAGUGCUGAUUAUAUAAACUGGCUGUUGACCUUAAUGUACCUGUUUCCAUCCUUUAACGUUCAAUAAUAUCACAACAGCAGCUAAUGGAACCAGCUAGCUUACAGUUAGCAUACAGUUAGCCGCUCACGAUACAACUUCAGCUUCAACUUCAGCUUUUAUUUUCAUUCAGCAAGGUACGUAGUACACAGUUAAACGAAAUGACGUUUCUCACAUCCAUUCACAGUGCACAAAUGAGGGUAAUACUAUAAAAAGUUAAGAAUAAAUACAAGGUAAAAUUAAAUAGAUCAUUUUAAAAAGACUAGACUAGAUAAAAGAGCAUAACAAAAGCACAAGCAUACUUCAAACACAACUGCUGAAACAUUUGGGUGUUGCUUAUAAUUAACUGUAACGUACUAGCUGGUUGAUUCAGCUAAUCUAGAGGCACAUAUCUGAUGUUGUUUCCUGGUAAAACUUUAACAAAACAACUGGUUAUGGUGAAAACGGUUAGCAUUGUCCGAACGGGCCUUUCCUAAACUGGGACUGUCUUGCUUACAAUGUUAGCCCGGCUAGCUGACGGUAAAUUACUGAACAACACGGUUUUAUCGUAGUAACAAAAAACAUUUAAAUACAACUCUACUGAUAAGAACAUAGUAACUGUGUUCUUGAAAUGUCUUCACUGUUUUUCUAACAGUGGCCUUAAUACUGCUAAGAUCUCCCCAACGGGUGCUUGUUCAGGAAAAACAACUGAUUCCAAAUAGGAAUUGAUGAAUUGCUGAGAUGAAAUCAGACCACCUCUGAUGUAAUAAGCUUCUGUGGAGCUUUAGAACCGAGUCUGUGUGAAGUUUGUCCUUUGCAGUGUUCAGAGGUCCAGCCUUGUCUCAAAGAUCUCAAGGUUUGCCACUAAAGCGCCGCCGCCACACCUGUACUUGAGAUUUGUACUGUUCUACAUAUUUCAUAGUGACACAUUUAAAUGUAUAUAUGUUAAAGCAAGAUAUAUUUUUAUGGUCUCUGUCUUUUUUUACCAUUUGUAAAUAAAAUUACAACAUGCAUAUGUGUGCGUUCA